ACUGUGCUCUGCUCUUGUGUUGCGCGCCUCUGUGAUUCAUGUUGCUUCCUGUUUUGUUUUCUGGUUGCAGCACAAUAAGAGUACACGAUAUUAUGCGUUUACUUUAGCCUGUCGUCUUUUCUCUUUCUCUCAGCAUUUCGUCGAUUUCGCUGUAAAUACAACAGAAAACCGCUUUAAAUACACAAUAUUUACACGAUCUUGGGUUAUUUGAACUUAGCGAAGACUUUUAUAGCUAGCAUGCUAACGCGCUAGGCUAGCUGCCCACCCGCUAUCUGUGCACGAUGUAAACAUAAAGGAAACGAAGAUUUUUUUAUUUUAUUGUAUUUUUGUAUUUUAAUUACGUGUAAAUUACUUGAGGAGAGACUGCACAGGAGCGAAAACUCUCGGCUGUCGCCAGAAAUUUUCCGGAGAAUGACGCAUGUUGGAUGGGCUGUAAAGUAGCGUUUCUCAGCAUCGGAGACCAUGGACAGCUCGGUGACCCUGUGGCAGUUCCUGCUUCAGCUUCUGUUGGACCCCAGUAAUGAGAAGCUGAUCUGCUGGACCAAUGAAGAUGGAGAGUUUAAACUCUUGCAGGCCGAGGAGGUGGCCAGAUUAUGGGGCGCCCGCAAGAACAAACCCAGCAUGAACUAUGACAAGCUCAGCCGGGCUCUGCGUUACUAUUACGACAAGAACAUCAUCAGAAAAGUCAAUGGGCAGAAGUUUGUGUACCGCUUUGUGUCCUACCCUGAUAUCUUGAAUGGAGAUGCUAUGACCAGAAUGGAGGGUUCAGAUGGAGGUUCUGAUGGGGCUCUGCAGCUUCUUGACAGACCUACACACAACUCCGGGGAUAAAGACGGAAAAGCGGCACAAGACCGAAGCGGCGCGGCAUCGGGUCAAUCCAAGUCGUCCGGUCGGAAUGACUAUAUCCACUCCGGCUUGUACACAUCCUUCACGCUGAACUCGCUGAAGUCAGGAACACAAAUCUUCAAAUCCAUCAGGAUCGAAAACCCAGGAGAAAAGCUUGUGGAGAAAAAAGCCAUCCAGGAGUCACCCCAACCAUCCACAGUCAUUAAAUACGGGACCAAUAUUCAGAACAGGACGACUGCUGAACUUCAAGGCCCACUGUCCACCCGGACAGAGGCACAGACCGUACACACGGCUUUCUCGCAUGUAGUGUGUAGGUUCGUGGAUGCGCCCUCUGCGGAGAAUUCAGGAAUCUCUUCUUCGCCACCUCCUCAUUCCCCCUCAUCUUCACCGAUGACCGAUUCCCAGGAGCUGAUGAUUGACAGCGAGAAAGAGUCUGUCUCCUCCCAGCCAUCAGAGAUUCACCUGCAGGACACAAUACUGACCAUCGAGACGUCUCAGUCUCCAUCCCAGAGUAACAGUGGAAAGUCUAAGAAACCCAAAGGCCUGGAAUUGAUGCCUACGCUGGUGGUGACCAGCUCUGACCUCCUCAGUCCUCUCAAUCUAAGCCCCUCCCUCCCUACAGCCUCUCUCACCCCAGCUUUCCUGCAGACACCCUUCGUGCUCACCCCUAGUCCACUUCUAUCAAAUAUCCAUUUCUGGAGCACGCUCAGUCCGGUUGCGCCCUUGAGCCCCGCUCGGAGACAGGGCGCACAUACUCUGUUUCAGUUUCCUUCUGUCCUGAGCUCCAGCCAGUUCACCAUACCGGCGCACAGUUUAGAUGGCACCAACACGCCCGGCCCCAUCUCACCCGACACACAGAAGACAUAAAGAGAAAGACAUCGCUCUUCAUCAUUGCCUCGUAUUCUUGAUUGAUAAAUGCAGAUUAACCUUAUUCCUGUUCGAUCAUAAAUUCGAUCCUUUAAGAGUCGUGAGCAUCCACUUGACUCUUGAACCUUCAUG
Molecule: messenger RNA, 1845 nt
Organism: Paramisgurnus dabryanus
Lineage: Eukaryota; Metazoa; Chordata; Actinopteri; Cypriniformes; Cobitidae
Gene: elk4
Product: ETS transcription factor ELK4
Biological process (GO): regulation of transcription by RNA polymerase II; cell differentiation
Cellular component (GO): nucleus
Molecular function (GO): sequence-specific DNA binding; DNA-binding transcription factor activity, RNA polymerase II-specific
Source: RefSeq, a predicted model, not a curated record